This is a messenger RNA of Anthonomus grandis grandis, 1807 nucleotides long. Its product is annotated as heterogeneous nuclear ribonucleoprotein C-like 2. The record is from RefSeq and is a predicted model, not a curated record. Gene Ontology annotation, cellular component: nucleus. Lineage: Eukaryota; Metazoa; Arthropoda; Insecta; Coleoptera; Curculionidae. Bases 301 to 1596 code for a protein of 431 amino acids. The transcript has 13 exons. Gene Ontology annotation, molecular function: RNA binding.
CGGUUUUUCUUCAGUUUGCCGCAACGCGUUCACAGUAGGAAACGACGCCUUGCAUCGCGACGCCGUACGCGCAUUUAAACACGCGUGAAUUUUUCCGCCAAAAAUUUUCUUUGUAAAAUUUAUUUGUUUUUUUACUGUUUCACAGGGUGACUUUUCACUUGAACUAGCCGAGGCUUCGUUUGAACUACAAAAAGUGGUAAUUUUGAAUUCUUAGGCAAAUCGAGAAAUAGGCUAGACUAUUUGAAGCAAACCGAUAAGGGACGAAUUUCGCCCGGCACAAUAAAAGGCCAAGCAACAGUUAUGGACGUCUUCCAAGAAAAGGAAAAUCCUCUGCCAACAGAUUUUCAAGUCACAUGGAUGGAUAUACUGGAACUAAAUAAACUUAGUGCUGUUGCACAAAAGACCAAAGCACCAUCCAAACAAGCGAGUAAAAUUAAAAUGAGCAAAGUAGGCAAUCAGACAAAUUCCCAGGAUCCGCAAGCAGUCAACUCUCGUGUCUUUGUGGGAAACUUAAAUACGUUUCAAUGUUCCAAAACUGAUGUUGAACGCAUGUUUCAGCGAUAUGGGCGACUUGCUGGUAUCUCGAUGCACAAAGGGUAUGCAUUUGUACAAUUCACCAACCCUUUUGACGCCAGAAGUGCAUGUUUAGGUGAGGAUGGAAGAACAGUUCUUAGCCAAAUUUUAGAUGUGAAUAUGGUUGCCGAACCAAAGCCACACCAAACCGGAAGAAAACGACAAAAUGUUACACAAACUGGAAACGAUUGGGACUACUACUAUGACAGCUACUAUGCCUCAACCACAUUUCCUGUAGGAUCAACCAGGAUACUACCACCACUAAAAAGACAGCGGCUAAUGACGUCAGCUGUGAGAAAUGGAAAAACCAAUGUGCCACCAAAAACAUAUCCGCUACCAUCUUUGGAUCAACUUAAAGUGUACAGUAAUCAAGAUAUUUUAAUUUGUGGAAACUGCCGGGAAAUGUUUACGGAGCUACGCGAUCUGCUAGAACACAAAAAAGCUUACUGCAAACUACGUUUUACCUGCAAAUGCCACAGCAGCAAGAACGGAUCCAUAUCAGAUGAUCAAUCAUCAACCUCCUUACUAUGUGUUCAAUGCAAGGAUGCUUUUCAAAACGCUUGGGAUUUGAUGGUGCACGUACAAGCGGCCCAUAUGGUUAACAUAUAUGAGUUGGGAGUACCUCCAGAAAGGAGUUGUUCUUCUCCACCAAUAUCUCCCAGGGAUAAUAAUACUCCUGAUAAUGAAUCAAAAUUAGCCAGCACUCUGGAAGACGAUACUGAGGAACACAAUGAAAAUGAAUUUCUGGAGAAUGGCAGGGACGAAAUGACCGGUACUCCAGAUUCUGCAAACUCAAGAAACGAUAAGGAACUCGAAGAGCUUAUGGAUAUCGAACAUCAUCAGGCUUCAGCAGCGGCAGCAGCAGCUAAGACCCUGGUGCACACUUUCAGUAUUGUAGCAGAACCCACUGCUGAACCAGGAUCAUCUCCACCACCAAUAGCUGCAGAAGCACCAUCAGAGAAUGGUGAGCCAUGGAAACCCCACUUAAGUUUGACCCAGAAAAUACAAGGAAAAACUUAUUAGAAAAUAAUAUAAUCAGAUUAAAAAAAAAAACAAAUGGUUUGUCUAAUUUAAUUUGUAUAAUAUCGAUAUGUAGAAUGAAAUAUUAUCUAUAUUAAUGCUAAAUCAGAUUUAAGAAUUAUUUCGUCUCUCUAUUGUUUAGUUUUGGAAAUGAUAUAAGAUCUAACUGUAUGUAUAGGGAUUAAUACCGGUUAUUAUAAAAAUUGUAAAUUUU